Drosophila willistoni is the source of this 537-nucleotide messenger RNA. RefSeq lists its product as uncharacterized. Lineage: Eukaryota; Metazoa; Arthropoda; Insecta; Diptera; Drosophilidae. The record is from RefSeq and is a predicted model, not a curated record. The transcript has 3 exons. The coding region runs from base 1 to 537 and encodes 178 amino acids.
AUGCGAUUGGUGUUACCUGUAUUUUUUCUCAUCUCUGUGCUCUUUCUCAAUGAGACUUUGGCAUCUAAAAUAAAGCUUACCAAUGUCAAGUGCGAAUCUUUUAAUCAGUCCUGGGUUACCAUUGAUCACUGCCGACUAAGAGCCAUUAACCGCUAUAAGACAGUAUGUAAUAUUAAUGCCACCUUCCACCAUCCGGCGACAAAAAUCAAAGUAAGAUAUCAAGUUCUAAAAAGGGCUAAUGGAUAUAAACCUUGGUUGCUCGAUGCUACCAUCGAUGCCUGUGCUUUUAUGAAAAAACCUAAUCACCCAGUGGGAAAAAUUAUUUACAAUAUGAUCAAGAAUUGCUCAACAGUCACUCACACUUGUCCCUAUGUGGGUCUCCAAUAUGUAAAAAACUUUUAUGUAACCCCGGAGCAAAUACCUUUGCCUUUACCGUCUGGCGACUACGCUCUAUUUCUUACUUGGUUAUUCUCGGAUAAACCUCAAUUUGCUACAAACGUAUAUUUCACAUUUACAGAGGAUCUGCUAAAGCAAUGA